AUGGAUUUUCUGUGCGGUAGGUUUUUUUAAAGCGGGUCCUUUCAAAGCAACCUCUUUGGAUUUCGGCGUGAGAGCCUUCUCAAUGCCUUAGUGAUUUGCUCUAGAAACUGCCAGUAGUUCACAAUGUAUCAAAGUCAUUGAAUGUGCUGUUUGUAAAUCCCGUAAUCAGCUUGCCGUCUCGAAAAGACAAUGAUCAUUUUUUUAAAUGCUUUUUGUAAUAUCGUUAUUAUCAAACAACUUAACUUGAAAUUUUCUUCAUUUUUUACGUCCGUUUCUGCCUGCUCCCUGCUGUCUCCUCUCGUCUUACGUCAGCCCAAGGAGAUAAGAAUCACCUGAUCAACGGUAUUCAGGAGGCUCUAGCACCUGACUCUGGCCAAUCAGUGAGGGCCAAAAUAUCGAUCGGAAACAAAUCAAGAGCUGAGAUACAUGCAGCGCAAGCAACUAACUGGCAAGUUGGUUUGGUUGCUAUCGCCACACCUAGUAGACUACUGCGAAAGGACAAUCCAUGCAUCGAAAAGAAGUAAACUUGACUGGUCAACAAAUACAUUUAUUCGUGUGA
Spirometra erinaceieuropaei is the source of this 559-nucleotide messenger RNA. Lineage: Eukaryota; Metazoa; Platyhelminthes; Cestoda; Diphyllobothriidea; Diphyllobothriidae. The record is from the annotation of a GenBank genome assembly.